CAGUCCCAUGCAGUUCUGGAUGCAGAGCAGCAACAUGGCGGCUCACAGCAGCAGGGGCGCGAGCCUCCUCCGGACCCUGCUGAUCCGCUGCAGGACCUCUGGACCAGGUCAGACCCGGACCGGACCCGGACAACUCCGUUGUGCAUCCUACGUGUCUGCACCGCCGCCACCGGGGACGUGGAGCUCUCAGCUGUCCCGGAUGUCGCAUCGGGAUCUGUACCGGCUCUCGGUAACGGAUCCGGAUCGGUUCUGGGGAUCCGCGGCGACGGACAGACUCCGCUGGGUGGAACCGUUCCACCGGGUCCGGGACUGCAAUCUCCGCACCGGGAAGAUCGGCUGGUUCCUGGGAGGGAAACUCAACGUGUCCGUGAACUGUCUGGACGUCCACGUUGAGAAACAUCCGGAGCGAGUGGCUCUGAUCUGGGAGCGAGACGAGCCGGGCACAGAGGUCAACGUCACCUACAGAGAGCUGCUGGAGACGACCUGCCGCCUCGCCAACACGCUGAAGAGCCAUGUAUGUCUGUCCCAAAGUACAUAACUGGUGUUCGCUGGCUUCAGCUCGGAGGCUCUGGCCGGAAGGAUCCAGGACGCCCAGUGUAAAGCCGUGGUCACCUGUAACCAGGGCGUGCGCGGAGGCCGACUCACCGAGCUGAAAGCGACGGUGGACGCGGCGGUGAAAGUUUGCCCGACGGUCCAACACGUGUUCGUGUCUCAGAGGACGGAAACGCCAGCUGUGAUUGGACGGCUGGACGUACCGCUGGAGCAGGUGAUGUCCCGGCAGAGUCCCGUUUGUCCCGCGGAGCCUCUGGACAGUGAAGACCUCCUGUUUCUUCUCUACACAUCAGGAAGUACGGGGAAACCUAAAGGCAUCGUCCACACACAGGCUGGAUACCUGCUGUACUGCUCACUCACACACCAGUACGUGUUUGACUACCGAGACGGCGAUGUGUUUGGCUGCGUGGCGGACGUGGGCUGGAUAACGGGUCACAGCUACGUGGUGUACGGCCCGCUGUGUAACGGCGCCACCACCGUCCUGUUUGAGAGCACGCCUGUUUACCCCGACCCAGGCAGGUACUGGGAGACGGUGCAGCGUCUGAAGAUCACCCAGUUCUACGGCGCUCCGACGGCUCUGCGUCUGCUGCUGAAGUACAACGACAGCUGGGUGAAGAAGUACGACCGCUCGUCUCUGAGGACACUGGCCUCAGUGGGAGAGCCCAUUAACCACGAGGCAUGGCACUGGUUCCACAGCGUGGUUGGAGACGGACGCUGUCCUCUAGUGGACACCUGGUGGCAGACAGAGACGGGUGGAGUCUGCAUCGCCCCCCGUCCUGCAGAGGAAGGAGCCGCCAUCGUCCCGGCGAUGGCCAUGAGGCCGUUCUUCGGCAUCCAGCCCCAACUCCUGGGAGACAAGGGGGAGCCUCUCUCCGGUAACGGUGUGAGCGGCGCUCUGUGCUCCAGGGCCGUGGUCAGUUACUCUCUACCCUCUAACCCUACCCAGGUCAGUUACUCUCUACCCUCUAACCCCACCCAGGUCAGUUACCUCUACCCUCUAACCCUACCCAGACGUAUUUGUAUCCGUGCGUCAGGUUAUUACUUCACCGGGGACGGAGCGUUCCGGUCCGACGACGGCUUCUACCAGAUCACCGGCCGGAUGGAUGAUGUCAUCAACGUGAGCGGCCACCGGCUCGGCACGGCCGAGAUCGAAGACGCUCUGGAUGAACAUCCAGCUGUUCCAGAAUCAGCUGUGAUCGGAAUCCCACAUGACAUCAAAGGAGAAGUACCGUUUGCCUUCGUGGUUCUGAAGGAGGAGUUCUCUGAUGACCCCCCCGUCGUCCUCCAGCAGCUCAGAGAACUCAUCGCCACCAAAAUCGCCAAAUAUGCCGUCCCCGAGCACUUCCUGGUGGUGAAGCGUCUGCCGAAGACUCGCUCGGGGAAGAUCAUGAGGCGCAUCCUCAGGAAGGUUGCCACGGAGACCGCCGGUGACCUCGGCGACGUGUCGACUCUGGACGACCCGUCCGUCGUCACGGAGAUCAUCGACACCCACGAGCUGUACAGGAAGCAGCGAGUAGCAGAGGAGGAGAAGAAGAAGAAGUAGGAGGGACUUCCGCCCAUUAUGCUCUGUUGUGAAAAAAAUCCGGGAGCAGCCAGACCCACCUGAACGCGUUCGUCCAAUCAGCUGCCGCUCGACAUCCCUGGUCCCUCCCCUUUCCACUUUGUAGUCCAGAUGGCGCCCGUUUAGUGCGAGUAGUGUCCAUCGUUCCACGCUGAACUUUUUGAGCGUUUUUAGGGGAACAUCCUGGUACUUUCAGUGCUCUGACUUUUUGCGUUAUCUCCACGAUAAACUUAAAACUGACAGCUGUUGGAAGUGGGACAGUAGGCGCUUUGAGACACAGCCACAGAGAUUAGAGAGCUCGAUGGUGUGCUAAGCCCCCAGCCUCGCCUUCCAGGCAGCUAACCCUGAAUAUAACCCUGAAUAUAACCCUAAAUAUAACCCUAAAUAUACCCUGAAUAUAACCCCAAAUAUACCCUGAAUAUAACCCUAAAUAUAACCCUAAAUAUAAGCCUGACUUUAACCAUUGCCACGCUGCCUGGAAGGCAACUUUGAGGGCAAAAAACACCAAGCACUGUUUAGAGGGCACAAUCUUCUCUUUCAAUACUUUUAAUAACAUAGCAUUUUAUUUAAUUAUUGUCUUAAUAUACACACAUAUGUACACAAACACAUAUAUGUGUGUGUGUGUGUGUCU
Molecule: messenger RNA, 2744 nt
Organism: Perca fluviatilis (European perch)
Lineage: Eukaryota; Metazoa; Chordata; Actinopteri; Perciformes; Percidae
Product: acetyl-coenzyme A synthetase 2-like, mitochondrial
Exons: 15
Biological process (GO): acetyl-CoA biosynthetic process
Cellular component (GO): mitochondrion
Molecular function (GO): acetyl-CoA synthetase activity
Source: RefSeq, a predicted model, not a curated record